This is a messenger RNA of Varanus komodoensis (Komodo dragon), 648 nucleotides long. It is a transcript of the gene SPMIP8, whose product is annotated as testis, prostate and placenta expressed. The transcript is spliced from 7 exons. The record is from RefSeq and is a predicted model, not a curated record. Lineage: Eukaryota; Metazoa; Chordata; Lepidosauria; Squamata; Varanidae. The coding region runs from base 1 to 648 and encodes 215 amino acids.
AUGGCACAAGCGCUGGAUUUGGUCCCAUGGCCUCAGGAUGCCGGCCCUGUCUAUGCUGCCCCGGCGGUUCUGCUGCCAUUGGAGCCCAGGAAAGUGAUGCUAGCUGGAGUGAAGGGCCAGCUCUACCACCCGUUCCUGCCGUCGCUGAGGCGCAUGGACAUGGAUACCAUGGCCAGCAAGCUCACAGACGAGCAUUCCCGGACAGCCACCUCCUGCUCCAAAGAGGAUUUUGAAAAUGCAACAUUCACCCUGGCCGGAACGCCCAAUCGGCGCUUCCCAUCCCUGGGAAUGACGGAGCUGGGCAAGUCGCUGACAGAGAAGUACCGGGCGGGGAAGAUGGCGCCACUCGUGCCCAGCAGCAACCAGGAGUGGCCCAGCUACACCCGGGCCAUGGACGACUGGUCGCACUUCGUCUCCACCGCCGGGGAGUUCCGGCUGCCCAGCUUCAACAAGAAAGUUCUUGGAUUCAGCUGUUACGCUGUGAGGUACUUGAAGCCCGACGUCACCCAGACCUGGCGGUAUUGCCUCAACCAGAAUCCCAGCCUGGACCGGUACGGCCCGAAGCCCCUCCCUCACAGCACGGUCAACACCUACAGGAGCUUUGGAUCUGCACACAGCCGGUCUCAUUAUCUCCAGCCAUGGCGCUAG